GGUGGUGGUAAAAAAAAAAGAAUAAGAUUCUUAUCAUAUCAUGGAUAUCAUAUGACGAAUAAUUGCCAUAACAAACAAACUUAAGUGAACACUACGAGAAUUGUAUAAAUAUAUACAAACAUCUGAAAGAUUGUAAGCUCUUAUUCAUAUCAAAGAAAAACAACAGAAUUAAUAUAUAAAAAUGCUUGAUACGCUUAUUGGAGGGAUUGUCGGAGGGAUUGCCGGAGCGAUUAUUGGAACGGUGGAUGGGUUCGCCAGAGGGAUCGGAAUAUGCCCCGAUAGUUACCAGAGCUGCACUCGUACCGACUGCGAGGAGCACAAAAAGAAGCUCCCGACCAACCUUAGCCGUAACGGCGGUGCAGCAGCAGUGAAGGCUAAGGAGAACGGCCGCCGUCGCCGCCAGAAAGACAGGGAGUAGAGGACUCUAGACUACCCAAAUAUUCUGACGGUUCAAAUAAGAAAGUAACGAUUAUGUACUCCCCAUAUAAUAAAUGUGUAAGAUGUAUCAUGUAUUUGUGUGACGGACUUUUAAUGAAAAUAAAUGUUCUUGUUUAAGUUUUUUUUUUUUUUUGUCAGCGUUCUUGUUUAAGUUAAUAAAUCAUUUAU
This is a messenger RNA of Arabidopsis thaliana (thale cress), 606 nucleotides long. RefSeq lists its product as uncharacterized. Bases 182 to 418 code for a protein of 78 amino acids. The record is from RefSeq and is marked reviewed. NCBI's taxonomy places the organism in Eukaryota, Viridiplantae, Streptophyta, Magnoliopsida, Brassicales, Brassicaceae. The transcript has a single exon.